AUGUCUCCAAUGUUUCGGAGUUUGGUCUGCAGUGUAUCAAAAUAUCUUUGGAAGACUUUAACCUCAAACAUUUGCGGUAUAUGCUCCCUCGCCGAAAUCCACAAGAGCCUGGGAAAAAUCUUUUGGGUUAUUUGUGAAUCCCCCGUCUCUGAUAUUCAUUCACGUAUGCGGCUUCAAUAUGUUCGUUUUUCGUUGGUCACGACAGAUGCUUUGAAUGGUUCCCACCAAAUCCCAUCAAAUUAUUUCUCUUUUCCAAAAGCACUUCUAAAUUUACGUUAUCCCCCUACCAUAUCAACCAUGUUUUCUCUCCCGCUCCUCGACGCCCCUCAAAUCAUCCUUUCGCUUGGUACCAUCUUCUUCUUAGGCUACUUCUUCUGCAUGGGCUUCAUCAUCACCCGCAUCCUCUACUACAAAGGCGAACUAGGUCCCCGACCCGAAAAAUUCCACAUCCGUCCUCACUACUCUGCCGACGAAGUCGAGAACGCUAAAGGCAGGCCAAAGUCCUCAUACGACGGCUCCAACUUCCUUAAUAGCCACGAUACUUCCGGCCCUGGUCAGCGUUCCCAACCGUACGUAAUACGUUACAACUUGCUAAAUUAA
Lindgomyces ingoldianus is the source of this 600-nucleotide messenger RNA. RefSeq lists its product as uncharacterized. The transcript has 3 exons. Bases 1 to 600 code for a protein of 199 amino acids. Lineage: Eukaryota; Fungi; Ascomycota; Dothideomycetes; Pleosporales; Lindgomycetaceae. The record is from RefSeq and is a predicted model, not a curated record.